GUCUCUUUAACAAACCGCUAAUUAGCCGCAUUUGCAUUCGCGCGUGAAUUUUAAAGGCUAGCAAUAAGAAUUGUUUGUGGUUGUCCGAGCUUUCAUUCACAGAGCAGGCCGCCUGCUGCAGGUUCACUGCUCUUUGUUACACGGCCAACGCUAGCUCGGUGUUAGCCCAACUCGUGCAAAAUAAAAUCGCGAAUAGAAGAUUUGCCUCGAAGUGGGACACCUCCUCGCGCGCGGCCCGCGGCACGUGUGUUGCUGUGUGUGCGUGUUGUGUGUCUGCGAGGAGUGCUUGCUGUCAGAUCCAUUUCCAAGAUGAAGCGAGGAAAGAAGGCGGAGGAGGCGGUGGCUGCAGACGGCGAGAAUGACUCCGGCUCUGCUUCUGCCAAGAAGACAAAGAAGACCAAGGAACCUGAGGCCCCCAUUCUGUACGAGGACCCCCCCGAUAAAAUGACCAGCAAAGAUGGCCGCAGCGCCAACAUGAAGAUUACGUCCUGGAACGUGGACGGGCUGAGGGCGUGGGUGAAGAAAGGAGGCCUGGAUUGGGUGCGUGAGGAGGCCCCGGACGUCUUGUGCCUCCAGGAGACCAAGUGUGCAGAGAAGGACCUCCCUGCUGAUAUCACCUCCAUGCCAGAGUACCCACACAAGUACUGGGCUGUAUCCGAUGAUAAGGAGGGGUACAGCGGCGUGGCCAUGCUGUGUAAGACCGAGCCAGUCAAAGUCACCUAUGGCAUCGGCAAAGAGGAGCAUGACAAAGAGGGCCGCGUCAUCACCGCCGAGUUCCCCUCCUUCUUCCUGGUGACGGCAUACGUUCCCAACGCCAGCAGAGGCCUGGUCCGCUUGGAUUACCGCAAAACCUGGGACGUGGACUUUCGGGCCUAUCUGACGGAGCUGGACGUACAGAAACCGUUGGUGCUGUGCGGCGACCUCAACGUGGCCCACCAGGAGAUCGACCUGAAGAACCCCAAAGGGAACAAGAAGAACGCAGGGUUCACGCCAGAGGAGCGCGAAGGCUUCAGCCAGCUGCUGGCGGCCGGCUUCGUGGACAGCUUCCGCGAGCUCUACCCCGAGCAGGCCAACGCCUACACCUUCUGGACCUACAUGAUGAACUCCCGCGCCAAGAACGUGGGCUGGAGGCUCGACUACUUCGUGCUGUCCUCCUCGCUGGUGCCAGGCCUGUGCGACAGCAAGAUCCGUAACAAAGCCUUGGGCAGCGACCACUGUCCCAUCACUCUGCACCUGGCAGUGUAGACGGUGGUCGUUUAAGCCCGAGUCUGCCCCGCCUCAGGAAGGAGAUCCUUCUAUUAAACUUAGUUGUGGUUCUGUACUACUGUCUCAUCUUCUUGUCCCUCUUGUUUUCAUCCUGACUGGAUCCUGGGAGGUGCUGUAAAUUCUGCAAACACUAAAAACGGUGUCUAAGCUUGCCUUUAACAGGUGUUUCUCCUUGUUUGAUCUCGAUCUGUAAAGCUCCUCCUCCUACCAGAUGUUAGAUGUUGUUCUCAGAUUUGACAAUAAAAGCGGAUCAGACUUGA
Messenger RNA from Oryzias melastigma (Indian medaka), 1526 nucleotides. It is a transcript of the gene apex1, whose product is annotated as APEX nuclease (multifunctional DNA repair enzyme) 1. Bases 310 to 1245 code for a protein of 311 amino acids. The record is from RefSeq and is a predicted model, not a curated record. Gene Ontology annotation, cellular component: nucleus. The transcript has 5 exons. Gene Ontology annotation, molecular function: endonuclease activity; double-stranded DNA 3'-5' DNA exonuclease activity; DNA-(apurinic or apyrimidinic site) endonuclease activity. Gene Ontology annotation, biological process: base-excision repair. NCBI's taxonomy places the organism in Eukaryota, Metazoa, Chordata, Actinopteri, Beloniformes, Adrianichthyidae.